Messenger RNA from Eleginops maclovinus (Patagonian blennie), 1344 nucleotides. RefSeq names its product signal peptidase complex subunit 2 (gene spcs2). The coding region runs from base 86 to 697 and encodes 203 amino acids. The record is from RefSeq and is a predicted model, not a curated record. NCBI's taxonomy places the organism in Eukaryota, Metazoa, Chordata, Actinopteri, Perciformes, Eleginopidae. The transcript has 5 exons. Gene Ontology annotation, cellular component: membrane; signal peptidase complex. Gene Ontology annotation, biological process: protein targeting to ER.
CGGACUCAAACAUGUGAUCUGUGUGAGAGCCAAUCAGAAGCCUACAGGUCAUAGGUGCCGAUUUUUUUAACCGGAAGAGAAGAAAAUGGCUACAGCUGCGAGGAACGGAAAGAGCGGACUUCUGGAAAAAUGGAGGAUCGAUGAGAAACCCGUGAAGAUCGAUAAAUGGGACGGAGCAGCCGUGAAAAACUCUCUGGAUGACGCCGCCAAGAAGGUGCUGCUGGAGAAGUUCUGUUACGUGGAGCACUUUGGUCUGGUGGACGGCCGGCUGCUGGUCUGCACCGUGUCGUGUCUCUUCGCUGUCCUGGCUUUAGUGUGGGAUUUCCUGCAUCCUUUCCCUGAGUCCAGACCCGUCCUCGCCUGCUGCGUGGUGUCGUACUUCAUCAUGAUGGGGGUGCUGACGCUGUACACGUCGUACCGGGAGAAAAACAUAUUCCUGGUGGCUCUGCAGAAGGACCCGGCCGGGAUGGAUCCCGAUCACAGCUGGACCCUCUGCUCCUCCCUCAAACGGUUUGAUGACCAGUACACGCUCAGAGUGUCGUUCACGGACGGGAAAACGAAGAGGACUCGUGACGCCGAGUUCACCGAUUCCGUGUCGGCGUUCUUCGACGAGGACGGGACGCUCGCCAUGGACCCGUUUGAGAAGAGCGUCUCCAAGCUGCACGACGCGCUGAGCGCCGACAAGAAGAGCAAAUAAUGCUACAGAUAAUACAUAAUGCUGCAGAUAAUACAUAAUGCUGCAGAUAAUACAUAAUGCUGCAGAUAAUACAUAAUGCUGCAGAUAAUACAUAAUACUUCAGAUAAUACUGCAGAUAAUACUGCAGAUAAUACAUAAUACUGCAGAUAAAACUCCAACAGGUACUCCGGUGGUUUCUGAGACUGCAGGAGAUCUUCGGUUUUUUCGUCACAAGUUUAAACAUUUUUCAAACAGGAAAACUUCUUUCGGUUAUUAAGACUAAAUAUCUUUGGUGCGUUCAAAGACGUCCUCUGUGCAUUUGUGAGGGACCUUAUCGAUAAUUUAACAAAAUGAAGUGCAGCCUGAGAUCCUCGGCAGCCGGUCGUCAGUAUUUCAUCCCAUAAUAACAUUUCAGCUCCACACUCCCUGUUUACAACCCUCAACGCUGAUUUGAAAUGAUUUCAUCAAAUGUUCUGGAAGAGCAUUUCAAGACCAAAAUAACAACAACAAGCAAGCAGCCGUGAUGGUGAAGGAGAAAACAGGGAAGACAACAGGAAGUCGUCUGAAUGUCCAAAUUGAAAUUUAGAUUUGUUUUUUAUUAUUCCCCGUUUUCUCUGUAACGUCUGAAACAAGCGUGUGAACUCAUUAAAGAUGGAGAUUGUUACGAC